AUGAAGAAGUCCCUAUCCACGCUCCCGUUCCUCCUCCUGUCAUUCUUCCUCACUUCGGCCAUUCAAGCUCAGGACGAAUGUCCAGAAGGAUUUGAGAAGAUCACACUACCCGAUGGAGAAGUUGUGUGCCAGUUGAUCUACAGACAGUGCAUUGGUGGGAAUAAAUGGAAGUUUGUUGAUAGUCAAGCUCGCGGCACACGUCUUUGCUGCUAUUCCACGAGCCAGUUGGUAAUCUACGACAAUCAGACUCGUGUCGGUGUUUGCUGUGAUGAAGGCAAAGUUUACAUGGGUACUAAACCUGAUGGCAAAUGCUGCCCUCCCAACUCUGUCUUGAAUGCAGACAAAGAGUGUAUCCCUGCAACCUAG
Messenger RNA from Marasmius oreades (fairy-ring Marasmius), 366 nucleotides. RefSeq lists its product as uncharacterized. Lineage: Eukaryota; Fungi; Basidiomycota; Agaricomycetes; Agaricales; Marasmiaceae. The coding region runs from base 1 to 366 and encodes 121 amino acids. The record is from RefSeq and is a predicted model, not a curated record. The transcript is spliced from 3 exons.